CACUGGCACUGGCAGUGAGUCUGAGUAGUUUGCUACUCACCACAUCCUUUUUUGCUUCUACUGCUUGGCCGCCUUGGCCCCUUCCACUUGUGGGUUGUUGUUGCUGAAUUGGAGUUUCCAUUGUUUUUCGCUCUAACUUGUUACCGUACUCCGUAGUUCUAAAUAUUUUUGUUCCUUUUGCAGCGAGAGCUUGCUGCUGCCGACCACAAAAUGUACACACCCUUGGAUGGAGUUAAUGUGACCGAGUUGAAGGAUUAAGAUCCCAGCAAUACUGAUUUACAUUUUAAGAGGCAAACAAGGUUGUGUUCACAAAUAUUUGAAGCUUAGAUUUCAGAAAAAUAUUAAUACAAUACUUUAAAAAUAACAUGCAAAAUAAAUAAGGAAAUAAAUUGAUAAUACAGAAUUGUCUACCAGACUUUUCAAAUAGUUUUCUUGUUCUUAUUCCAAGAUGGCAGCGCCCAUGAAGCUUGUUGUUAAGUGGAGUGGUCAAGAAUAUGAAUUUACCGAAGUUUCUGGUACUGAUACAGUAAAAGAUUUGAAAGAAGCAAUUCAUGAGAAAACCGGGGUAUUACCGCAGCGGCAGAAAAUUCUUGGAUUGAAGUUUAAAGGCAAACCACCCGGAGACGAUGUCCAAUUAUGUGCCCUCAACAUCAAGCCCAACACAAAGAUUAUGAUGAUGGGGACUCGGGAGGAGACGAUCAUCGCAGCCAAUGCCAAGCCCACUGAUAUUGGUGAAGUGGUGGAUGACUUUGACAUUGAGGAUGAAGAAGUGGCUACUGAAAAUAGGGAAGAAUAUUUGCAGAAAGUGGAGCAUCGGGUCAGGAAAUAUGAGAUUAAAGUUGUGAACCAGUCCAGACCGGGAAAGAAACUCCUUGUACUAGAUGUGGAUUACACAUUCUUUGAUCACAGGUCCAUUGCUGAGAAUGCCUUGGAACUGAUGAGACCUAACCUCCAUGAAUUCCUUACUUCAGCCUAUGAAGACUAUGACAUUGCUAUCUGGUCUGCCACUAAUAUGAAAUGGAUUGAGGUAAAGAUGAGAGAACUAGGAGUUGCUGAGAAUCCAAACUACAAGAUAGCAUUCAUGGUAGACAGCCGAGCUUGCAUCACUGUACAUACCCAGAAAUAUGGUAUUAUCGAGACGAAACCCCUGGGUGUGAUUUGGGGUAAAUAUGAGCAAUACAACCCCAAGAACACCAUCAUGUUUGACGAUCUGCGUAGAAACUUCUUGAUGAAUCCUCAAAAUGGAUUAAAGAUCCGUCCUUUCCGGGAGGCCCAUAAGAACCGGUACCACGACAAGGAACUCAUGAAACUGGCCAAGUACCUCCGCGAUAUUGCACCCCUCGAUGAUUUCAGCCAUCUCAACCACAGGCACUGGGAGAGAUAUAAACCGCCAUCAACAUGAUCUUAUAGAAUGGAAUUGGGAAUGAUCAUUCAUUAUGCUUUCAAUUGAGGACAUUAACCAGAGGAUAUGGUGCAGAAACAUAGCUGUUGACUUUAAAAUCAUGUGUCUGUUUUCUCCGUCCACCGAAGGUGGUUUCCAGAAAUAUUAUUUUGGAUCAUCUGUUUGUAUCGUUUUCGUUCUUGCAAUAACUUUAAAAACUGUUUGGCAGAUCAACUUUUUUUGUGUCUCAUGUCAAGAACUGUUUGACGAAUCAUCUGCCAAGAACAUGGCUGAAUUCACAUGGUGAUAAUAAUCUGAUCAGGUUUGAGGUCGAAUGUUGCAAUGAUUUGGAAUCAUUUCAUGUAUGAAUCCAAUUUAAACCUACAAUGUAGCUCCUCUAUCCUUAUUAGAUAGUAGUAAUGACUUCUCAAAAGAAUAUGAAAGUUAAAAAAAUUGAAAUGAAUAGUGAAAUGUAUUAUUUGGCAAUUGUGGAGUGUUAGAAGUGUUGUAUCUGACAGACAAUAAGAACUCACUUUUGAUAUUUUUAUGAUUCAGCCCCCUCUCCAUUUUCUGCAAUUGAACAAUGGUUAAGAAUUAGACUGAAUCAGUCACAUUCUUAAGAAGACAGUGUCUCUGACCCUGUUUCUCAAAGUUUGUUAAUCAAUUGAAAGUGACAAGUUUCUGUUACAAGCUACUGAAAUUCUGCAACUUUGUUAGCAAAGAACAAAAUAGUAAUCGACUUCUGGUAUUUAACAAGUUUGUGAAACAGAAGCCUGAUGCAUAUUGUCACAAAGUGAUGACUUGUCAGUCGAGGGACUGGUUGCAGAAAGAGGUGCAAUUGAACGCAACUCAAGAAAUCACUCCCAACUUUUUUGUCAGUUGCGUUUAAAUGAAAGUCUUUCUACAAUGGUUCUCAGAUGAUAUUUUUAGAGAUUGAUUUAAUAAUUUUACCAUUAUUUGGACAUGUUAUAUUUGGCUGUAUACUUUGCGCAUUUCAUAAUGGAACUAGAAAAUAUAAUUUUGCUACAUCCAUUUUCAGCCAUUUUGAAACGUGCAAUUAUUUAUUCAAAUUACUGCCCUCUGUUUGAUAAACUGCUUCCUGCGACGCUUGCAGUUUCAUGAUCAUGUAUUUUCACACUAAUCUAUUUUGCAAAGUAAAACCCUUUGCUUGCUGGAUCAGCUCAGAAGGGAAAAUACCGACUAAUGUUUUUUUGUUCUGAUAUUUCCGUUGUAUUUUGCUUUCCUCAAUGCACCAAUGAUACUGACAGUUAUUUUGUAGAAUAUAGUAAAGAAUUGUAACUAUCACUAUGCAGGUACAAAGAUAAAGGAAUAAACUCAUUAUUACAGUUGAGUUUAAUUGUACCAAUGUACACUUGAUCCAACUUGGAUAGGCCUUAUUUGACUGUCUAGUUAUCACAUUUCAUAGUUAAAAUGCUCAAGAAAAAAGUUCUUAUUCGAAUCUGUUUAAUUGCCUGCUGUCUAGAUUCUCAACAGUUCUCAUUGUGGCCCAGUGGAUUAGUCUACAGACUUUGAAACAGAAGGUUGGUGGUUCAAAUCUCAGGUAUUUGUAGUUUCCUUCAGCAAGAAAUUGAUCCAUAUUGUCUUGAAGACUUGAACUCGACCCAGGCAAGUUGAAUGGGUACAUGGCAGGAAUUAAUUCCUUGAAAUGCUUGUGUGCUGUCCUUUGGAAGUGCAUAGAAUUGUUAUAUCAUGAUAUGCGCUUUACAAUGAUUAUUAUCAUUAUCAUUAUUAUUAUUAUUAUUAUUGCCCAUAUAAUGCAAAUAACUGCAUUUUUCUAAAAGUCUGAGGAUAAUAGUAAUGCUUGUUUUGCUCGAUGGUGACGCUGGUUGGUUAUAUGACUUCGAACAGUCAAACACUGCAUUUUGGGGUUUAGGGUUGUAAGCCAUGGAAUUUUUGUAAAUUAAUCACUUUUCAUUGUAAAUAUUUUCAAAAUGAAUUUAGCGAAAUCCUUGAUAAUAAAUAUUCACUUGUGAUAAGAAUAUUAUAA
Messenger RNA from Lytechinus pictus (painted urchin), 3389 nucleotides. Its product is annotated as ubiquitin-like domain-containing CTD phosphatase 1. Gene Ontology annotation, cellular component: nucleus. Gene Ontology annotation, biological process: protein dephosphorylation. Bases 449 to 1402 code for a protein of 317 amino acids. Gene Ontology annotation, molecular function: protein serine/threonine phosphatase activity; protein binding. NCBI's taxonomy places the organism in Eukaryota, Metazoa, Echinodermata, Echinoidea, Temnopleuroida, Toxopneustidae. The record is from RefSeq and is a predicted model, not a curated record. The transcript has 7 exons.